Molecule: messenger RNA, 2295 nt
Organism: Aspergillus vadensis CBS 113365
Lineage: Eukaryota; Fungi; Ascomycota; Eurotiomycetes; Eurotiales; Aspergillaceae
Product: fungal specific transcription factor domain-containing protein
Exons: 4
Coding region: 1-2295 (764 amino acids)
Biological process (GO): positive regulation of transcription by RNA polymerase II; DNA-templated transcription
Molecular function (GO): DNA-binding transcription factor activity, RNA polymerase II-specific; sequence-specific DNA binding; zinc ion binding
Source: RefSeq, a predicted model, not a curated record
AUGGCGAACGGACCGAUGCCCAAACUAACCACUAGUUACGGAGCCUACUAUCGUAUCCAGCCGCAGCGGUCCGCCCGUCUGCAAAUAGAUCCUCUAACACGCGGACCCCCACGGCUCCGACUCGGCAUAAACGGCGUCCUUCGGCCUGUGUCCGCUGUCGACAGCGAAAGGUCCGCUGUGAUGGCGCCGUACCCGCAUGCUCGAAUUGUGCGAAGGCCGGUGUGGACUGUUUGGAAGGGAGAGCUGCGUCUGCUUCAAUUAUACUAUCUGGAACGGCGUGUUCGAGAGCUGGAGAGACUGGAGGCAUCGCCCUUACGCGAUAGUGCUGACAAUGCUGAGAGUACCGACAAUAGCCGAAGCGCCUAUAAUCAAAAUGCGUUGUUUGAUGGGAACAAUGCAAGUCCAACACAGGCCCCUGUAGUCGCCGAGCAUCAUGGCAUUGACCUGGGUCAAGAACACCACAGCCCUCCCGUGCAGUCACCAGCCGUUUCGGGCUCGACCCAGAUCACUCGCAACCAACCGCUGGCUCAUGAAGUUGGCCUUCUGUCCCUCGCCAACAACACAGAACCAAAAUACCUAGGACCAUCAUCUGGUAUUUCUUUUGCUCGGCUUAUCUAUGAAAGCGCACCGCAAUCCCAAGGCCUCCCACUGUCGCUACUCCAAGGCCAAGGCACGCAUCAAGAGCCUCGCGUGCGUCUUCCUACUGCGACAGGACGGGCCCUUAGCUCAGAUGCAUCUAGCAUUCCGCCCAUCCCCUUACCCUCUCCGGCCGAAUCCCAGCAAUAUGCUGAGGCUUACUUUGAGGGCACAUGUCUUUAUCCUUUUAUCUCACAGCAAGGAUUCUAUCAGCUCCUAAGCCAGAUUCAGAAGUAUAAUGAAUCUUCCACAUGGAGCCAUCCGCUUCCUAUCAGAUUAGCUGCGGCGCAAGUGGGCCUUGUUCUUUCCUUGGGGGCACGCUUCCUUGAAGUACGACUAGGGUCCGAUUAUGAUACCAAUGACCUUUUCGUCUCUGCCAUGACUCACAGUUCCCAGAUCUGCCUUCAAGAUAGCGUGGAGGGUGUACAAGUUCUGUUACUGAUGGUUCUUCACAGCUUCUAUAGUCCAGAUGGUCUUAAUGCUUGGUAUCUGCUCCACACUAUCAUUGCAAGCUGUCUGGACCUUGGACUUCAACGGCGGAAUGGAUAUGCCGCAGAGUUGAAUUCGGCGACAUACUGUGUGGCCGCACAAAGACGAAGCGCCAUCUUCUGGUCGGCCUACUCAAUGGAUCGCACACUAACCACUAUCCUCGGUCGUCCACUGACCCUCAGAGAUGAGGCCAUCGAUCAGCCAUUCCCAGGCUUGGAUGCAAGUGAUGAAGUUGAAGAAGCAGCAACCCGGUGGUAUAGUGCAAGAAUUGCGCCUGAAAUGAACAGGCAUCUGUACGAGCAGACACCGUCGACAUACCUAGCAUUUAUCUACUCCUUACGGUUUGACCGAAUCACUGCUGAGAUCAAGCUCAUGAUAUACCGCGUCUCUCGCUCACCACGCCGUUUUCCCUGGCCAUCAAACAUAUCUGCCUGGCAACGGGACACAGAUCAAGCCUGCAAAGAUCUCCUAACUGAAGUCCACAAUCAGCAGCGCGGGCGUUCCGUGUGCGGUCCUAGCUCACUAUCUGGAACAACUGUGCAACGAUUGGAGAUCAAAUUUCACCAGUGCAUCAUGCUUCUCUACCGACCCAGCCCUCAGCUGCCAUAUCCAACAUUCGCAGCCAUAGAGGCAUGUUUUGGUAGCGCAAUGAAAAUAAUCCAGAUCAACACGGAGCUUCACCGCUUCAUGAACAUGGAGUGGUCGUGGCUCUCUGCCCACACUAUCUUUGUUGCUGCCAUUACAGUGCUGUACUGCCUCUGGGCUUACCCAUCGGUGAGAGAUCUGACGCCAGUGACUGUUCCGUUAUCCCGAGUAGACUCCGCCUUGGAGCUCCUUACCUUCCUUAGACGGCGGUGGUCUGUAGCAGAGCAGCCGUGCGAAAAGCUCUCACGACUAAUUACCCUAACUCACGAAACUAUGCGCGAGACUGCUGAGAACCAAAGGCAAUCUGCGACUGCGGAUGACGUUACAACGCACCCAACCGCUGAGACACAGCUUAGAAAUGGGGUUAGCGUGGUGCCGCAAGAGGACGGUAAGUCGCUGUUGAUAGAUGAAUUGGGCAUCCUCCGAGAUCUUUUUGACCUCGGCUGGCUCAAUGAUUGGGGCUCGGACCCCUGUCAGCCACAAGUUUGGGAUACUUCUGAGCUUAUGCCUGGAUUUGAUGGUUAG